This is a messenger RNA of Hemiscyllium ocellatum (epaulette shark), 2158 nucleotides long. RefSeq names its product HEPACAM family member 2 (gene hepacam2). The transcript has 10 exons. Bases 99 to 1478 code for a protein of 459 amino acids. The record is from RefSeq and is a predicted model, not a curated record. Lineage: Eukaryota; Metazoa; Chordata; Chondrichthyes; Orectolobiformes; Hemiscylliidae.
CCCGGAGCCAAAGCCAGGAGUAAACUCAUUUCACUGUCAAACGAAGCUGGGGCCAGUUGCACCCGACCAGGAACAGUAUCCGGUCACACAGGCUCUCCAUGGGGCACGAUGCUUUCAUGGAUCCCUUCAGUAGCAAAGCUCACUUCCUGCUGUAUGAGAUAUGCAUCCUGACAAUAGGCUCUUAUGGAGAUGUUACAGUUACAGUGCCAAACAUAUUGAUCCUGGGAACUGUUGGACAACCUUUACUGCUCCCUGCAAACUACACCACUGGAACUAAAGAUCACAACAUUCAGAUAACAUGGACUUUCCAAAGUCAAUCUUCAGGCUCUAUGCUUCUGGUAACUGCUGUGAACAAUACCUUGACUCCUGACAUGGAACAUGGACACAGGUUUUUCUUGUCCCCUCCCAGUGCUUCAUUACUGAUUAACCCAGUGGAAUUACGUGAUGAUGGUGAAUAUACUAUUAAAGUGACUGUUUCUGGGAUGAAGCUGGCAUCAGCGAGUCGUCAACUAAUUGUACAAGUCAACGUUCCUGUUUCUAAACCAGUCGUGCGUAGUGAUCCAGCUUGGGGGGCAGUGGAGUAUGUGGACAAUGCAACGCUCUCCUGCACUGUGACUAGAGGCACAAAGGUCAUUUAUCAGUGGCUAAAAGAUGGGAAACCCUUACUGCCAAGCUCUCGUCACAUCUUUUCCUCAGACAACAAGAUGUUAUUCAUUUCUCCCGUUUUAAAAGACGACCUUAGCAAUUACACAUGUGUGGCAAAGAACCCAAUCAGCAUGAAUGAAAGUGAACCAAUUGCACCAAAUAUUUACUAUGGUCCCUAUGAUUUAAUGGUGAAGUCUGAACCACGAUUCAAAGUUAGUGAAGGAGUGUUCACUGCUGGUAAAGGAGAGCCAGUCUGGUUUAAAUGUUCAGCAAAUUCCAACCCACCAAAUGUCUACUCGUGGUUUCAGAAAGCUGACAACAAGACAACACCCAUCCAGUGGGGGCCAGUGUUAAAUAUCAAGUCUGAGAAAGUACCUGACAAAGCUGACUACAUGUGCUGUGUCUACAACAAUAUCACUGGCAAACGGGAUGAAACUCAAUUCACUUUCAUACUCUCUGCUACUGGUCAAGAAAAACUGAAACAAAAAGGAAGUUCACUUCAUUCAUUGGGAAUAAUUGUUGGAAUGUCACUGACUCUGAUUGUCUGUAUACUUCUUUACUUUCUUCUGAGAAGAUAUUUUCCACGAAAAGUUAUUAAAGAAGAGCUGUAUCACAGGUCACCAGCAUAUUAUACACAAGCACAUCAAGUAUCAGAGGAACGAGAGCCUCCUGUGGAUGAUUAUGGAAUAUAUGAAUUUGUUGCUGUACCAGAGCCAACACAGUUUCAACAGGUUCGGCCGGAAAAAUUGAAAACAGUGUAUGACAUUAUUCGAGAGCCAAAUGCUCACACUACUGUUUAUGAAGUAAUUUGUCAUUCACCAAAAACAUCCUGAUGCUUGGUCGAUCACAACAGUUGGAUGCUGCAUUUUGUCAGAUGCAAGAAGAUUGAGACAGUCAUGCAAUGUCCGUUUGUUUUGCAACAAACAUUAAUGACAGACAAGGUCAGACAUCAAAAAGUGGAACAUUUUACAUUCCAGUAAUUUGGCCAAUCAAAGAGAAGCAUUUUCUCCCAAGAAACAAAAACCAACUAGUGAUGCAGUUUGCAAAUAUUUCUCUACAUACUUCAAUCAAUGUCACGUGCUAAUGUUUCUGCAGAAAAUGUAAUAUGAAAUCAAGAAUAUGUUUAAUGACUAUAAUUCAUUUUAAGCAUUAUGCAAUAAUUGUCUUUACUCAGAAAUUGUCUCUAACAUCCUGUGUAAGCGUUGGUUUACAUUUUCUAUGAGACUUUAAUUAUAUAAUAAUAUGCAGAACAUAUUAAUAGAUAAAGGGCUUUUAAAAAGGAUAAAUCUCAGUCCUUCCCAAUCCUGAUGGGAUGGAAGUCUUCCCUUUUGCCUAACUGAAACUGUCUAUAGAAUAAUGAUAUUUUCUUCCAGACUACCAGACAUUGAAUUGCAAACCACUUAAUUAAAUUGUCUCUAUUUUUUGUACUAUUUCCCGUGACAUGCACAUUUGUCUGAAUAAGAGAAGUCAUGUAAAAAUGGGUGUGUGAAUGAACAACAAUUUUAAAUUCGAA